This is a messenger RNA of Epinephelus moara (kelp grouper), 2858 nucleotides long. RefSeq names its product GTPase IMAP family member 8-like. The coding region runs from base 1 to 2304 and encodes 767 amino acids. The record is from RefSeq and is a predicted model, not a curated record. Gene Ontology annotation, molecular function: GTP binding. Lineage: Eukaryota; Metazoa; Chordata; Actinopteri; Perciformes; Serranidae. The transcript has 2 exons.
AUGAGUGACCAGGCAUCUGCACUUCGGAUUGUGCUGCUGGGAAAAAAUGAAGACAAACAGACAAAACUUGGGAACUUCAUCACUGGGGAACAAAGUUUUCAUUACCAAAGAUUUUCCCCAACCAGGCAGUGUGUGGCCACCUGUGGAGAGUGGAGAGGAAAACCAUUAACAGUAGUGAAAACUCCAAACAUCUUCAGUUUGUCUGUUGAAAUGCUGAGAAGAGAGCUGAAGAACUGUUUGACUCUUUGUCCUCCUGGACCAAAUGUUCUGCUGCUGUUAGUGAAACCGUCUGAGUUCACUGAGGAGGACAGACAAACACUGAAGUUCAUCCUGAGUCUGUUUGGUCAAGAUGCCUUCAAAUACUCGAUGGUCAUCAUGACACAUGAGGAGAGGAGUGAAAGGAGUGUCACUGUUAAUGAACUCCUGAGAGACUGUGGAGGAAGAUACUACAGUAUGUCUGAAGACAACCACAGAUCACUGAUGGAGAGGAUUGAAGAAACAGCUAAUAAACCCAUCAGAGCAGCUUUAAACCUGGUCCUGUGUGGGAGGAGAGGAGCAGGGAAGACUUCAGCAGCCAAGGCCAUUUUAGGUCAGACAGAGCUUCAUUCAGUCUCCAGCUCAUCAGAGUGUGUUAAACAUCAGGGAGAGGUGUGUGGACGUUGGGUUUCCCUGGUGGAGCUGCCUGCCUUGUAUGGAAAACCUCAGGAGGCAGUGAUGGAGGAAUCAUUCAGGUGUAUCUCCCUCUGUGAUCCUGAGGGCGUCCAUGCCUUCAUCCUGGUCCUACCUGUGGGUCCCCUCACUGAUGAAGACAAGGGAGAGUUAGAGACCAUCAGGAACACAUUCAGCUCUGGAGUCAAUGACUUCACCUUGAUCCUGUUCACUGUGGAGUCAGAUCCUACAACUCCAGAUGUUGUCAACUUUAUAAAGAAGAACAGAGACAUCCAGGAGCUCUGUCAGAGCUGUGGAGGAAGAUAUGUUGUUCUCAACAUCAAGGACCAGCAGCAGAUCCCAGAGCUGUUGGAUGCUGUGGAAAAGAUGAGAGAUGAAGGAUCCAGAUGCUUCACAAAGGACACGUUCACUAAGGCUCAGCUGGAGAAUGUUUCAAGACUUAAAGCUGAACUGCGGGAUUUCAAACAGAAAAAGGAGAUGGGAACUGAUGACAUCAGUCAGAGCAGAGAGCCUCUCAGGAUGGUGCUGAUUGGGAAGACUGGCAGUGGGAAGAGUGCAACUGGAAACACCAUUUUGGGCAAAGAACAUUUUAAAUCUAAAGCCUGGUCAAAGUCUGUCACUAAGGUUUGUGAGAAAGCAACAGGAGAGAUUGAUGGACGACCUGUCGCUGUGGUCGACACCCCCGGCCUGUUUGAUACGACUCUGUCCAAUGAUGAAGUUCAACAGGAGCUUUUAAAAUGCAUCAGCAUGUUGUCUCCUGGACCUCACGUGUUCUUACUGGUGCUGCAGAUCGGCCGCUUUACACAAGAGGAGAAAGACUCUGUGGAACUGAUCAAGAAAUAUUUUGGCAAGAAUUCAAGAGAUUUCAUCAUCAUUAUCUUCACCAGAGGAGACGAACUCAGUGAGUCAGUUGACAGUUACAUUGACUGUGAUGACUUUUUGAAAAAACUGAUAAAUGACUGUGGAGGAAGAUACCAGGUCUUCAAUAACAACAAUCAGACAGACCGCACACAAGUCAGAGAGCUGAUAGAGAAGUCCAACAGAAUGCUGACAGAAAAUGGCUGCAACUGCUACACCUCAGAGAUGUUCCAAGAGGCAGAAGAAGCCAUACAGAAGGAAGUGAAGAGAAUCCUGAAGGAGAAAGAAGAAGAGAUGAAGAAACAGAAAGAGGAGCUUCAGAGAAAACAUGAGGAGGAAAUGGAGGCAGUGAAGAAAACAGUGGAAAAACAGAGAGCAGACACUGAUCGAGAUCGAAUCAGAAGAGAACAAGAGGAGAAGGAGAGAAGAGAAUUAGAGGAAAACUAUAAGAAAAAAAUGGAGAAAAUGAAGAAGAAGUAUGAAGAGGAGGCCAGAAAACAAGCUGAAGAGUUCAAUGAGUUCAGACAGAAAUACACCAAGGACUUUACAGCACUGGUAGAGAAGCACAUGGAGGAAAUACAGGAACUGAAGAAAAGGCAUGAGCAACAGAUACAGGAGAAUGAAGAGAGCCAUGAGAGAGAGCGAAAUGAGUUACAAAAGCUCUCAAGUGACAAAGAAAAAGCUCUGAAAGACGAAACAGAGACCUUGAAGACAAAGCAUGAGCAAGAAAUAUAUGAACUGGAACAGAAAUACAAAGACAGGUGUAUCAUCGCGUGAGGUUCCCAUUUUAAGUUUCCAGGAUACUUUGCUUUUCUCCAUAUUAGGUCAACUACAAGUGAUUUCAUCCUCACAAACAUUUUUUGCUGUGCGACCAGAAGACUGGAUGUUGUGUACUCACCACCUGCCUGACGGAUAUACAUCAUUUAAAAGCACAUGAGAAUGCUCAACAGUGUCCACUGAGGCCGGCAAGAAACUUCUCUAACAUCCAAUAAUUAAAUGAAAGUACAAGUCCAUGCAUAACUAACGUUCUUUUCUCAAAUCAUGUAAACAUAAAUAAAGUUUCUCCAAGCCACAGGACUUAACUUCAAUAUUUUAAGCUGGUGUUAAAUGAGUGUCAGAUGGCCGCAAUGUGUCGAUGCAGCGUCUGGUCUGCUUUAAAUGAGGAGCUGAUGGGAUUGUCGCUGGCUUUUCUAAUAUUUUGAUUUCUUUUCGUUGUCUUUACAAUAAGUAUAAAGUAUAAUCACAUUGUUUUGGUUACUGGACAGCCACAUUGUCUUUUUAACCUGUUGUUGCUGCUGAGUCAGUUUGACAUCCUGGAUAUAUCCUUCAAA